AUGGACAUGAGAGACAAAGUCACUUCUGGCCAUUUUUUCUUUGACAGCAAACCUAUGAUAGUGAAACCCUGGAGUGUUGAUAUGGAUAUGGAGAAGGAAGAGAUCAAAUAUGUCCCCAUUUGGAUUCAGUUGAGUCUGAAUUUUGAGUAUUGGGGUGAAAAAUCUCUUUUCAAAAUUGUGAGUCAGUUAGGCAAACCAAUUAAGAGGGAUGCAGCCACUGUGAGUAGGGAUAAACUUCAGUAUGCUAGGGUGUUGGUUGAUAUGCCAAUCACACAAAAGCUUCCUGAUCAAGUUUCAUUUAUGAAUGAGCAUGGUGAGCUGGUUCAGGUACCUAUCACCUAUGAGUGGAGACCAACUGUUUGUGAUAACUGCAAACUAGUUGGACAUUUAACCAUUGAGUGUAGGAAGGGGAAAACUAAGAGAAUAUGGGUGCAGAAAAAACAACAAGUUCAGAAUCACACAGAAGUGGUCGCACCAGAGGUGGAUCAGGAGGGGUUUCAAAGAACUCUCAGGCCAAUCAGGGUUAGACCUACCAACUUGGUUCCAACACCAGUUGAUAAUUCUUUCCAAAUGCUGAAUGAUGAUGGUGGUCACAGUGCUUGCAGUACUGCUGAGUUGGAUAGGGAAGAUGACAUUAAGGAGGUUGGUCUUCUAGAGCAUAAGGUUAAGCUUCCUAACUUAGGGAAGCUUUACCAAAGAGUUUUCCCAAAUUGGGGUUUCUCUAGUAAUGCAAGUUAUCAUAAUGGUGGCAGAAUUAUUUUGGCUUGGAAUCCAGGAAGCUUUUCUGUGAGUAUCCACGCAGCUUCUAGUCAGUUUAUGCAUUGCUUCAUUCAACCAGUGAGUGGUAUGCCUAGUUUUUUCUGUACUUUCAUUUAUGCUUUCAAUGAUAGCUCUAAUAGAGAAGUGUUGUGGAAAGAUUUGAAAGCUUUAAACACACAGGAUGCCUGGAUCUUGUGUGGAGAUUUCAAUUAUGUUAUGAGUACUGAUGAGAGAAUUGGCUCCCCUGUUAGGAAUGCUGAAAUAAUGGAUAUUUGUGAUUGUAUGCAUUUCUAUAGCAUGGAAUAUAUUAAGAGUGUGGGUAAUUUCUACACUUGGAAUAAUAAACAGCAUGGUGCAGCUAGAGUUUUUUCUAAAAUUGAUAGAAUAAUGGCUAAUCCUAAGUGGUUAGGUGUUUAUAGCUCAGCUGAAGUGUGUUUUAUGAAUGAGGGUUGUUUGGAUCAUUCCCCUGGAUUGUUGACUGUUUAUCCUAGGGAUACAGGGGGGGAAAUUUUAGGAUAUGAUACAUAUAACAAUUCAUAA
Messenger RNA from Spinacia oleracea (spinach), 1299 nucleotides. RefSeq lists its product as uncharacterized. The transcript is spliced from 2 exons. The record is from RefSeq and is a predicted model, not a curated record. The coding region runs from base 1 to 1299 and encodes 432 amino acids. Lineage: Eukaryota; Viridiplantae; Streptophyta; Magnoliopsida; Caryophyllales; Amaranthaceae.